Messenger RNA from Populus nigra (black poplar), 1179 nucleotides. RefSeq lists its product as uncharacterized. Gene Ontology annotation, molecular function: microtubule binding. Lineage: Eukaryota; Viridiplantae; Streptophyta; Magnoliopsida; Malpighiales; Salicaceae. The coding region runs from base 86 to 940 and encodes 284 amino acids. The record is from RefSeq and is a predicted model, not a curated record. The transcript is spliced from 5 exons. Gene Ontology annotation, cellular component: cytoplasmic microtubule. Gene Ontology annotation, biological process: microtubule cytoskeleton organization.
UACUCUCACAUUUAAAUAAAUAAAUAACCCUUUCUUCCUUCAUUGCAAAUAUCAGUUUCUCUUUCACAGUCAUACUUGGUCAAAAAUGGCACUGAAACCCAUUGACAACGCUCUUCUACUGCCACCAGAAACUAUCAAAUUGGGUGUAUAUGAAGAAAACAAGACAGCUGAAUCAUUGCCUCCUUCUGCAGAUCCGAUUAUUGAUUACAUCUUGUCUGAGAAUCUUGAACCCAUUUCAGAUCCUGAAUCCAAGAUCCAUGGUUUAGUAGAGGAGUUAGAUUCAAAGGAUUGGACAAAGGUUUGCGAGUCAUUGAAUGAUGUUAGGAGAUUUGCACUCUAUCAUUCGUUGCUCUUGCUGCCAAUCUUGGAAAAAGUAAUUUUAGUAGCGGUGAAAGCUAUGAAGAAUCCAAGAAGUGCUUUGUGCAAGACAUCUAUCAUGGCUUCAUCUGAUAUUUUCAAGGUCUUUGGUGACCAGUUGCUUGACUCUACUAUUAAUGCAUUUGAUAACUUGCUGUUGCAACUACUACUGAAAGCUUCUCAAGACAAAAGGUUUGUGUGUGAAGAAGCAGAUAGAGCACUGAAUGCAAUGGUGAAAUCCAUGACUCCUCUGCCUUUGCUCAAUAAGCUCCGGCCUUAUGUUAGCCAUUCCAACCCCAAAGUCAGGGCCAAAGCUGCCAUAACUAUCUCUAAAUCUGUCUCCAAGAUGGGCCUGGAAGGAAUGAAUGAGUUUGGAUUGGUUUCGCUGGUUCAAAUGGCUGCAAAUUUGUUGAAUGAUAGGCUGCCCGAGGCAAGAGAAGCGGCAAGGAACAUUGUGACUUCUAUAUAUGAAGCAUAUACCAGAAACGAGGAGCAGAAGCAGGAAUCAUGGCAAAACUUUUGCCAAUCCAGUUUGCCACCCAUUCAUGCUCAGUCAAUGGUCAAAAUUACUAGUUCUCCAUAAUAUUCAUUGUUGUCAUAAUUUUUACUGUAUCAGCAGAGAUAAUAGAACUACGGUUAUGGUCUCGUGAAGAAGAUAAUCAGACCUUGAGUUUUUGUGUAAAUUCCAUGUUUACCUGAUUUUAGCUAUAGGUGUUCUGGUGAUGUGGCUGGUGUUUCGAGUUCUUUUUCUAAGUUCUGCAUUUGCUUGUUGAAGAAAUAGAAGAUGUGAUGGUAUAUAGCACUAUUGGAUUUUGUCACUAA